AUGUCUUUCCCGCUAAACCCCUUCACUUCAUCAACAAUACCAUCCAUGAAGAAAUCACCGUCAUCAUCAUCGUUGGAGAAAAGAGACAACUCGGUGCAGGUCGAAGAAGUCGAUCGAAUCAGCAACCUUUCUGAUGAUGUGUUGCUCAAAAUACUAGAGAACAUGUCCACGGAAGAGGCGGUUCAGACAAGUUUGUUGUCUAAACGUUGGGAAGGUGUCUGGAAGCAAAUGCCUUAUCUCUUUUUCGAUAUGAGAAAUAGUAUCAAGCUGUAUGUUCCUAUAGCCGAACAAUCCAAUUCCAUUUCCCAGUUGAUAACCAAGGUUAUAAACAAUCACAAUGGCAAUUUGGAGUUCUGCAAAAUCCAACAUUUGACACACCAAACUCAAGAUGGUACACUGGAAACUUGGAUCCAAUCAUUGAUCCACGUGAAACACACUAAGUGUCUCGCACUUGAGAGAAUUCGUUUUAUUCAUUGUCCGCGUGGUCGUUUGCUCCACUUACCCCCAAACAUAUUUUCACAUCCAGCGCUCACAUCACUCCUCCUGUCUCGAUACACAUUUGAGUCUGCACAUGCCUUUAACAAUUGCAAUAAUCUCAUAACUCUGCAACUUCAUAAAAUCAAAGUUGCAGUUGAUGUGCUCAACACAGUCAUUGAAUCAUGUCCCUCCCUCGAGAUGCUGGUACUAGAAAUCUUCUGGAACAGCAAAACUGAUUGUUUGAAGAUUCAUAACAACAACUUAAAGUUUCUGCAUCUGGCUUGCCCUGGAAUUGAUAACAUUGAAGUGUCUGCAGCUCUUCUGGACAUACUCUCCGUUCACAAUAUUAAAUUUGGGAAGGGGAUUAAUAUCGUUCUUGACGCUCCAAGAUUACUUCAGUUUAGUCAAAGAUUAUGGAGAAUAACUCAAAGUUUGCCUCACAUAGUCUACAAUAUCUCAUGCGACGCUCAGGGAAAUGAAAACAUUGGGCAUGAAUUUCUGAUGAACAUAGAAAAUUACUUUUUGGCUGAGUUUGCAACUUUGGCGGUGAAUGUGGAUAUGGUGAAUCCAAUAGAAGUUUGCAUACUGAAGGAAGUUUUAGAUGCAUGGGCUAGAGACUUGGAAAUGCUCGAUAUCUUCUUUAAGCAUAACGAUGUUUAUAAAGAAGAAGGUGAAAUUUCUAUUGAUGGAAUACAAAAUAUGUGGGGGUAUUAUUCCUUUCUCGAUGUUGAUAUCAAUGUGAGAACUGUGUGUUUGUAUAACUUCAAUGGUUUGGAUGAGGAUCAAUUUGCUUUAGCUGCAAGUUUUGUGAUACAUGGGACGGUGAUGGAGUAUUUGAUGAUCGAGACGUCUACACUUCCUGCAUACAAAAAGUUGGCAAUAGAUGCUGCUGUGGAAAAACUGAUGAAACUUCCAAAAGGUAAUGAGGACCUUAUUAUUCAAUAUAUUUGA
This is a messenger RNA of Eruca vesicaria subsp. sativa (arugula), 1428 nucleotides long. NCBI's taxonomy places the organism in Eukaryota, Viridiplantae, Streptophyta, Magnoliopsida, Brassicales, Brassicaceae. The record is from the annotation of a GenBank genome assembly.